Molecule: messenger RNA, 1135 nt
Organism: Leptomonas pyrrhocoris
Lineage: Eukaryota; Euglenozoa; Kinetoplastea; Trypanosomatida; Trypanosomatidae
Exons: 1
Coding region: 407-1135 (242 amino acids)
Source: RefSeq, a predicted model, not a curated record
AGAGCACACAACUUACACAGCCAUCUCUUCGUGGUUUAGCAGGUCCGACAUGUCUACAGAACUUUCUACAGUACGGACGCAGCACCGUGGCGUGCUAGCACCUACGGGCCGCACGUUAAAGCAAGGCAGCUGCAGUGACGCAGACGCCCUCUGUCCAUCUGCAGGCGCGCCGCCCCUAACGUUUCCCACGCUGCCCUCUGUUUCCGUCGACGAAGCACCGGAGGUAGCGAUGGCGCGUCUUCUCCAAACACAAAAGCUGACGCUGCAACGCCUCCUCGAAAGCGGUGCGUCGUCGUCGAUGCAAUCAGAAAAACGUUCGUCGCAGCGUGGAGUCCCCACCGGACCGCCGCAUCCCUCCAGCGCGGAGCGCUCGCCGAAUGCAGCGACACAGUACCGCGCACGCGUCAUGACAGAGCUGCUGCAACGAGACAAGGAGUCGCAGCGGGUGACAGCGGUGGGCCGCACAGCAGAUCGCGAGCGAGAGAAUUUGAGGCGUGCGGUGGAGCUGGAGGAGGACCGGCUGGCGCUGGCGCAGAAGCGAAAUGCAGCACUGCGCGCUCAACUCAACGCAAUGACGCGGGAGCUCCGCGAGUCGGGGCAGCGCGAGCCGCAUACUCACGACAGCACCGCUCUGGUCGUGUCCUCGAACCAAAACGCCCAGCUCACCUCGUUGGGUGUCUCCGGAAGCACCGCCGGCGACUACACAAACGAAAUUGUUGAAGCACGGCGUCAACUGGAUCAGCGCACCGGAGAGCUGCAGGACAGUCGGGACCGGCUGCAGCAGCUGCAGCAGUACCACCUGGAUCAGCUCAGUGGCCAAUUCCGACCGAUGCUCUUUGCGGAGGACGCGAUCCGCACCACGGAGAAUUUCCUCGACACAGAGACGAAUAUGGCGGUGCGUGCCACGGUGGUGGAUGCACUGCUAGAGGUGAAUCAGUCUUUAAAACCACUCUCCGCGGAUGCCGAAAGCGGAUCCAAGUCAGGCGCGGCCCUGCCGUGCUUGGAGGAAAUCAACACUCUGUGGGAUCGCCUCGCGGUGCAGAACUUUGUCGUCGGCCGUAUCAAUCGGCUCUUUACGUGCAUGUGUCCCACCGCCCCGCCUCUUACGCUUUUGAAGGACACGAACAUGAUGUAA